Messenger RNA from Chara braunii, 2320 nucleotides. The record is from the annotation of a GenBank genome assembly. Lineage: Eukaryota; Viridiplantae; Streptophyta; Charophyceae; Charales; Characeae.
CGGAGUGAAAGCCAGGUGGGUUUGACCGCAGGUGCUGGGCAUCUGGGUCGGAUUGCAAGGACUGUGGUUGUGAAAGCUUCCGUCGGCCGUGGUAAUCUGGCUGGAACGAAGGGUAGGAUUAUGUGGACCAUAGAGAGUCAGUCUUAAGUGAGGUCAGUCAGGGGGGGAUGUCUAAGUGGUGAGGAGCGGAACCGUUACUUGGUUGUGCACCUAUCACCAUGGUUGACACGCGUACUGGAAAGAGUACCUCCCCUUAUACAGCAGAAGAGGAGGCAAAGGCCGCCGCCAUCCUAAAAGAGAGAAGAGAGAAGGAGGCCAAGAAGAAGCCUUGAUAGAGGAACAGGCGGCGAAGUUGAAGAAGAUUGAACAGAAGAUGGCCAGAGAGAAGGAGAGGCUAAAGAGAGAAGAGGAAGCGAAGCUCAAGGCGGUAGAAGAGGAGGAAGAGGAGGAAGAACAACCACUGGAAAGGCGAAGGGCAGGAGGACGAGGUGAACCCAGUGGCACAAAAGAGGAUCAAAUGGAGAAGAAAAUUACAGAGUGGGUUGCUGGAUUAUCCCUGGGAGAAGAUGAGGAGGCCCUAAUGUAUGUGCCCAGGGAAGAACAGGAGGCGGCCGUGAAAGAGUGGGAUGUUGAAGAAGAUCCACUCAAGCGGCAAGUUUUGGAAGAUGAGAAAAGGAUGGAGUGGAAGUUUCGUCUAACAAGGGAAAGGAAAAGAAGGAUGGAGGCGGCGAGCCAGGCGGCGAGGGAAUUGGAGGAGAUAAAGAAGGAGAGAGACCAAAUGGCGAUGCAGGUGAAUUUAUUGGGAAAGAUUAAAAUUAUGGCGAGAAACAUAGAAGGCCUGGCACAAGUCCAGGAAGAACAAUUUUUAUUUGGUAGAAGUCAAGACAUUGUCGCGCGUUCAAUCCAAUUGGGACUCAGGGACUUUGCACGAGAAUUGGCGACUCAGGUGGGUUCCAAAGUAUUGACCCGCCUAGAAGGCACAGAACGAUACUGCACCGGCGCCAUAGAAGGCGCCAGACUGACCGCUCCCAAAGAGGAGGAAGUACGUCCCCAUAGGGAGUCUGUCAAAGUCAAGUUUCCCGAUUCCUACAGCGGGAAGAAGGAGGAAAACUUUGACAAUUGGGAGGCCAAUGUUAAGACCUACGUGCAUUUGCAAAAGGUCUCCCCAGAUGAGCAUGUUCUAAUAGUUAUCCAAUCCCUGAAGGAGGAAGCCGCUUGUUUCGCCCGUUCUCUGGUUUGCACUGCUAAUUGCAAUGAUGAUCUAGUCGCUUAUUAUGCGUUUACUCCCCUCGCCGAUUUCCUUAAAUUAUUGCGCGAAGGAUUUGCAGACGUUUCGCACAGCGUCAAAGCUUCCGACAGGCUGCAAACCAUCCACUCUCGUCAGUGGAAGAGUGCCAAGGCACUCAAAGGCGUUAUGGACGAGUUACUUGCAGUCCCUGACCACGGGGUCACAGAGACCCAGUUGGUCAACCUCUUCUACCGGGCUAUGCCCGAAUCCUAUCUGCAUUCGAUCGAGCCCAAGAUAAUUCACAGAGAUGUGAAGCCGUCAAAUGUGCUGCUGGACGAGAUGUAUAACGCCAAAGUUUCGGAUUUUGGAAUUUCGAAAGAAUCAAUGUCAGCCGAUUACGAGAUUACCAAAAUUAAGGCAAAGAAAGCUCUUUUCUCAAAGUCAGGGCACACGAUCGUCGAUCAGGCUCUCCGCGACAACUUCCCGGAGGAAAGUGCGCAGGAACUCGGCGAUCUCGUUCGGGCCUGCACAUACGAGACCCGGAACUACCGCCCGACUAUGGCAAGAGUACUGCAAGAGUUGGAACGGCUUUACGAGCCUCUGUGUUGCGCUUCGUAGUCUUUUCAGGGGAGUCGUCACGACCCGGCAUUCCCAUUCCCGGCUUUCUUUCCUAAUCAAGGUAGAGUCUCCGGGGGUAAUUCUCUGGCAGGCGUCGGUGGCAGUUGCAGCACUUUCUCUGCAAACUCGCGGAAGUUAGGGCGUACUCGCAGUUGGACCUUUUCGACUGAGCUCUGGACGUAAUUGCAGUCAAAUACAUCUAGAUCAGGCUGUAAUUCCGGUCGGAUGCAUCCAGAAAAGUCCCAGUGCGGGUAUGCACUUAGACGCAGCGGCAAUUCUGGGGCUUAAACAAGCGAGAGCAUGGAAAUAUCUUAUUAGGGCUGUGACACUAAGCAUGUUUAGUGUUUGAGGGGAGAUUCUACCAAAGCAGCUGGUGCUGUAGCAGUUCCGUAUCCUGCCGACUCGCUGACAGAGUGCAGUUAUCUGACAUUGUGCCGUGUCAUUGACGGGAGCGAAUGAAAGCGAAUGAAUGCA